Prionailurus viverrinus (fishing cat) is the source of this 2347-nucleotide messenger RNA. RefSeq names its product HAUS augmin like complex subunit 4 (gene HAUS4). NCBI's taxonomy places the organism in Eukaryota, Metazoa, Chordata, Mammalia, Carnivora, Felidae. Bases 949 to 2055 code for a protein of 368 amino acids. Gene Ontology annotation, biological process: spindle assembly; centrosome cycle. Gene Ontology annotation, cellular component: HAUS complex. Gene Ontology annotation, molecular function: microtubule minus-end binding. The transcript is spliced from 11 exons. The record is from RefSeq and is a predicted model, not a curated record.
CUCUGAGGGUCGGAGGGCGGCGCGGCGGGGAAGAGGAGUGCUGGGAGGGUCAGUCCGGCCAGCCCCCGGCCUCCGGCUCGGCCGCCCUCGCCCUUGGGAAUCCUUGGCUGCCCAGACGGAAGGGAAGUAGGCGCCGGAGAGCCCUCUCCGCAUUUUGAUUCAUCUCGGGCCCUGUAAGGGUCACAUCUUGUGAAAAUACCUGUAAAAUCAAUUUAACGUUCAGUGCAGCGUGUAAAGACAGCUCUAAGAAUUUAAAAGACGCCUGAGUCAGAACAUUUAAAUGCUUGGGUCCCUGUAGCAGCGUUUUAACACGUCUGAGUGCAGAGGGUGGAGAAUCGAGUCUGAUUGUCGCCUUCGUUCACGCCCUGUAACAUUUUAAAAGGGUAAAGAAAAGCACCCUAAGAAAACCCCAGUGGGCAGUUCCCCUAGGGAGGGAAGAACAGCUGACUUUUUUGAAAUUUGGAUUGGUCCUCAUUUCCGUCUGCGAAAUUUGCCUGCAGAACUUAGAUCAACAGAAUUGUUAAAACACUGAGUUUAACUAGUGGCUUUUGUUAACGAGUUGUGUUAUUAAUUCUUGAUGUCUCAUCCAAGGCAGGAUUUGUUAUCUCUUUUGCAGGCGAAGAAAGUUUGGCACCAAAAAGCAUUUCCCUUAACUUCACACAGCAGCAAAUGAAGUCCUAGCAUCUGGACUCCUCAUCUGUGUUCCUCUCUAGACCAUGUUACAAAAUAAAUGAGUAGUAGGGGCGCCUGGGUGGCUCAGUCAUUAAGCAUCCAACUCUUGAUCUUGGCUCAGGUCUUAGAUGAAAGGACAAGUUAAAGAAGUACAAGAAACUAUUGUGGAAUUUGAAAAUGGAGUUAUUUGACUAGGGAAAAAAAGCAGACAUUGACUCCCCACCCUCCCUUCCUCCAACUCACUCAUCACUGAGAUAAGAAUUUCAAGAAAAUCAGAUGGCAUCCGGGGAUUUCUGCUCACCUGGAGAAGGAAUGGAAAUACUCCAACAAGGGACAUCCCACGAAGUGUGCAGCAAACAGCUUCCUCCUUGUAACCUGAGUGAAAAGGACCUGUUACAAAACCCACACUUCAGCAAGCUGCUGCUGAGUCUCGCACAACACGUAGAUGAGAGUGGCUUAAGCCUCACCCUGGCAAAGGAGCAGGCUCAGGCAUGGAAGGAAGUUCGACUGCAUAAAACAACAUGGUUGAGGUCUGAGAUUUUACAGAGAGUCAUUCAAGAGCUGCUUGUAGACUACUAUGUGAAGACACAAGACACAAAUUUAACUUCUGAGGACAAAAAGUUUCACGAGACCCUUGAACAGCGGCUACUCGUGACUGAACUGAUGGGGCUGUUAGGGCCCAGCCGGGAGAAGGAAAUGCCUCCGCUGCUAGGGGUGGAGAAAGCCGACCUUCUGGAGCUCAUGCCCCCCUCAGAGGAUUUUGUGUGGAUGAGAGCUCGGCUCCCACUGGAAGUAGAGGAGCAGCUCAAGAAGAAAUGUUUCACCCUGCUGUGCUACCAUGACCCCAAUUCAGAUUCAGACAGUGAAACCUUGAAGGCGGCAAAGGUGUGGAAACUGGCAGAGAUCCUGGUGGGUGAGAAGCAGCAAUGCCAGGAUGCCAAGAGCCAGCAGCAGGAGCAGAUGGUGCUGCUGGAGAAGAAGAGUGCCACCUAUUCCCAGGUGCUUCUCCGCUGCCUAGCCUUGCUGCAGAGGCUUCUUCAAGAGCACCGGCUUAAGACUCAGUCUGAGCUGGACCGCAUCAAUGCUCAGUACCUAGAGAUCAAGUGCAGUGCCAUGAUCCUUAAGCUGAGGAUGGAGGAGCUAAAGAUCUUGUCUGACACUUACACUACUGAGAAAGUGGAAGUUCAUCGUCUCAUUAGGGACCGUUUGGAGGGGGCCAUCUGCCUACAAGAGCAGGACAUGGAGAAGUCCCGACAGGUCCUAAGCACCUAUGAGGUCCUUGGGGAGGAGUUUGACAGGCUGGUAAAAGAGUACACUCAACUCAAGCAGGCAACUGAGAACAAGCGCUGGGCCCUCCAAGAGUUUAACAAGGCCUGCCGCUGAGCGCUGGCUGGUGGGGGUCUGGAGGUGGACUUCUGCUCCGGUGCUGCCUCCCCCUCCUGCCAAAAGGACCACCUCCACCUGAGGCCCACCUUCACUCCGGAAGUGUGGGGACACUUGCUUGAAGCCCUGCAGUGGUUUAGGCACCGUCCUGGUUUUUCUUCCUUGUUUACAGUGACUGAGUCUCUUCUGGGAAAUGUAACAGAUUUAUAUAAUUUUAUGUGCAACUAUUUGUCAGUGUCAGCCCUAUAGGAUAUUUGAUUACCUCCUGAAUAAAGUGAUGAUGCUUCCUUUG